Molecule: messenger RNA, 2871 nt
Organism: Sclerotinia borealis F-4128
Lineage: Eukaryota; Fungi; Ascomycota; Leotiomycetes; Helotiales; Sclerotiniaceae
Source: the annotation of a GenBank genome assembly
AUGAUUCGCCGACAUAUAUCUGCGGCGCAUAUAUGCUUAAGAUGUCAAAUACGACUAGGGCAACGACCUCUUUCAUCCUCAAGACAGAGAGUGUAUUCGACCGAGUUCGCAGCAGAUUAUGAACGCAAUGGGUCAGAAACAUCAAAUGGUCAAUCGCAACACGUCAAAGGUCAGCAGGAUAGCAAUGGAGAGACAGGAUACUCCUCCAACGAAAGGGAGGUAGAUACAACAAGACCCGGGGACUUGCAACCAGAACGGCACAACAACGAAAUAUCGGUCAGAAGACUUGGUAUGAUGCAAAGCGCAACAUCGAGUCGGAGCGCAACAUCGAGUCGGGGCGUCAAGAAUUUCGAAGGAUGUCAACCAAAAUUCUAUGGCCACACCGGAACCAAACAAGUCGGAAAUAGUGUGACAUUACCGGGCAUGGAUACGUUGGGGAAGAGCGCUGAAGUUCUCGUCUUGCGGGAUUCGAAGAUGAAAUUCUACAAAGAGAAGGUUAAGGACAUUCAGGAAGGCGCGGCACCCGAGAGUAUUGACAUAUUGGCCAGGAUCGAAAGCGAGAGAGGGAUUGUCUCUUCGGAAGACGUCGAAACGAACAUUAAUGCGUUUAAUCCUCAGACGGGCAAGCUACAGACAUGGAAGGAUUUCAACGAAGUAGUGCAAUCAUUGCAAGCCGGUUUCACAGCAUCUCAGCUGAGGAAGUAUAUUAAUUCGUAUACGGCCCAAAAGAGGAUGAAGAAAGUUCCGUCUCUUGGAUUCGGAAUUCUAUUCGACAAGAUAGCAAUCGUGCGAGCCAGUCCUUGGGUGCCAGAAAUUUCUCCGAUAAGUCAGCCAAUUCAUAGCAGCCCCUUGCGGGGAUAUUCUCCAUCAUCCUACAAUGCUAAGCAAAAUCUUGCGGCAAGAAUUAUGAGAGAAUGCUGGCGACUGGAAGUGCCAGAACUUGUUGAGGGGAUAGGUGAAGUCGAGGUCCAAGUCUAUUUGCAGGAUUUAGACCUCUUAGUUAGUCAAGAAUACCUAGAAUCUAUGAUGAAGCGAUAUUAUCUGAACGAGCCCGAAAAGAUUGAAAUAUUUCGACCCCGUCACGUUCUACGUAUCACAUCGAGUCGAGAAAAGUCUGCCCUUAUUAUCGCCGAAAUUCAGGAUGGAAUUCGAAGCAUCAGCCGGGAGGAAGUACAGCUGAAGGAAUUAUGCAUUCAUCAUUACAGAAGGGGUUGGGAGACCAGGACCCUUACUUCGGAAGUGUUGACUAAACUUGGUGAAUUGACGAGAACGGAUAUCAGAAGACUGCCACAAGAGGAGCCAGUCGUCAUGAUUUCGUCCAUGGUUCCCGACUCUAAAUCCAACUUGUCAAAACGGAUUGACGUCGUGAGACGUUUAUUACUGGAUCUAGCUCGCUUCGAUGAAAAUAAAUACCAAUCCAGGAAAACUGGAUUGCGAGCGUUCGAUGAGUCUUCUCCCGAAAUUGAUCUUCCCGGGGGUUUUGUUCGAUAUCCAGGAUCGCGUGAGCUUUCUUGGCAAGAAAAGCUUCGUACAUGGAGUAGAUGGACUACGGCUACUCCUAAAUCUACAAACGAGAAUCACUUACCUGAAAAUUUCCAGCACACGUUUCCUUUCCAAACCGUGGAUUUGAAACUUCUUGGAGCACCCCAAGAAGAUUCCGACCUUCAAGGAGCCGAAUCUUUAUGGUCUCAUCAGUAUUCACCGACCACCUGGAUUAAAGCCGGAACUGUUUUACAUAAUAUCAGUAGCCACCGAAUCGGCAUACAGCUCGACGAUAAAAAAGAACCUGCAACUGGCUUUGCCACAAUAUCUCCCGAUAAAACUUUGAAUAUGAAUAAGCUGAAUACCGAAAUGCGUAAUGGAUCAUCUCGAAUAUUCUCCUCCCAAGCGCCAAAUCUGUCAGGAAUUUUUCAAUUGGAUCAUAGCGACAACAAGGCACCUGGCAAACCAAAACAAGAACUUGUUAUGCUAUUCAAACCUAAUCCGUGGGCUCUCUGUCCAAACGGCGAGCCAAUUGGGACUUCCGCUUUCAAUGACUUUCCCCCGAUAGAGAUGUCUUUUGCAAUCGAUCCAACAUCCUACAAGGUAGAUUUUCAUGAAAUUCAUGCUGUCGUUUCCACCGAGACCGCGGAUCUGAUGCUUCCUGAACUUAAGGCAGACCUGCAAUUCGAGAGGAAGAUUCGCUCAAAGAUGUUAUCUGAAGCCUCUAAACAAAAUACUGGGCUUGGUGGUUUGAAACCCGCUGCAUUCGCUGUGAAGGAAUUCGUCGAAAAUUGUCAGCUAGACCUAAGAAGUGACCAACAAUUGGAAACACCGCCAAAGCUGGUUUUGCCUCUCGCUAAACAUCUAUGCACCGAAGAUGGCUGGAAACGUAUGGUGAAAAACCCGAAAGUGGGUGUGGAUGUCGAGUAUUUGUUUUUCAAGCUCGAAUAUAAAAAAUCAGUAACUUUUGAUUUCGAAAACCACGAAGUAUGCUGCACGAGUAUCGAGGCCGGAAAAGCAGGUGGUUCACGUUUGGAAUUGAGCCUCCUAUCUGAAUCGACGCCGAAUCAGGAUGAAACGAAUAGGAUUAUGGAAACGGCGUUGAAGAUUGUAGGGUUGAUGGAUGUGAAGAAUAUCAAAAGCGUUUAUGGGCAGACGAGGGAGGUGUUUCCUGAACGCAAGCCGCUAGUUUUAGGGCCUGAUGAUUUCAAAUUUGUGCCAAAGAGGCCGAGCGAUUUCUUGGAUGUGAAAAGACAUUAUGAAGGGGACGAAGAACAAACGUCAAGGUUCGACAGGGUAUCAAGUAAGGAAGUCAUUGAUGACUGGACCAUGGUGCCAAAGACGGGAAGACAUCUCGCUAAACCAAAGGUGGAGGAAAAUCAUGAUUGA